CCCCGGGCCCCCGUCCUCCAGCUGACGCGCGGCUGGAGCCGUUCCCCGACGGGCAGCGGGGCGCUGGGUCGCCGCGUUUGGGCUGAGCGCGGCGACGCUGCUGCCCCGAAAUCCUCCCCGAUCUUGAGGCGUAUGGAACCUCAAGGUCUUUAUGAUAAUGGAAACCAAAAAAUUGAUUGGUAAACCGCUUCAACCAGCAAGACCUGUUCGUCAUCUGACUUCUCCCCCUGAAUUUAAAAACCGAAGAAAAAGACUCUUAAUAGACUGUGAGUCCAUAAUCUACCAGACCAACAAAGGAGCAGUAUUCCCUUUCAACUUUCAAAAUGAAUAUUCAUGCAACACUCAGUGCUUACAAAGUGGAGUUAGCAGAUGUAAGACGAAUGGAAUGCAAGCCUUUUCUCAAGGUCAUAAUGAACAACAGCAACAUCAGUCUCCAGUUAAAAAAGAGAGAAUUAAAUACAGCAGAGAUUUCCUGUUGAAGCUCUCAAGUGUUUCCAUCUGCAGAAAAAAACCAGACUUUCUGCCUGAUCAUCCCAUUGUACUUAAAAAACCAGAAAACCACCAAAGUUUUAAGUAGCAUUUUAAGAACAGAUGAAUUUGAAAUAAAGAAUUAUUCGUUUUCUAUUUUGGACACCUGCAAAUGAAGUGGAUCUACUAACAAUAACUAACUGUAAUGGACUGUGACAAUUCAGUUUAUUUUUAAUUUUGAUGGUUGGGUAUUUGGUUUCUCC
Molecule: messenger RNA, 731 nt
Organism: Ailuropoda melanoleuca (giant panda)
Lineage: Eukaryota; Metazoa; Chordata; Mammalia; Carnivora; Ursidae
Gene: C9H8orf88
Product: chromosome 9 C8orf88 homolog
Exons: 7
Coding region: 152-577 (141 amino acids)
Biological process (GO): negative regulation of translational initiation
Cellular component (GO): cytoplasm
Molecular function (GO): eukaryotic initiation factor 4E binding
Source: RefSeq, a predicted model, not a curated record